This is a messenger RNA of Rhinolophus ferrumequinum (greater horseshoe bat), 1946 nucleotides long. RefSeq names its product angiopoietin like 6 (gene ANGPTL6). The record is from RefSeq and is a predicted model, not a curated record. Lineage: Eukaryota; Metazoa; Chordata; Mammalia; Chiroptera; Rhinolophidae. The transcript has 8 exons. Bases 522 to 1910 code for a protein of 462 amino acids.
UGCGCCAUGAUGUCACCAGGCAGGUUUAUGCACCAGAUAGCGAGAGGGGGAAAAAAGAAAAAUCAUUGGACGUGUUGCUAUGGAAACACCUGGUGCCUAUUUUUACGGAAACGGGGGUGGGCCACGCGGCACAGGGAGCCGGCGAGAGCGCUGAGAAAUGAGUGGCGGGUUCGAAUCCUGCCUCUGCCAGUUCUGCCAGCUGUGCGAUUUUGAGAACCACUUUCCCCACCCCGAGGCUCCUAAAGGACCCUAACGAGAAGAUAAUAAUAAUUUACUCUCUGACCUGCGAAUUAAGAGAGACGAUGUACGCACAGUGCUUGGCACAAUGGCCCGGAGUCCACUCAGGUUACUAGUUCAGGACUGAGGACCUGGGGAAGGAGGCUGCUGGUCUGCAAGGCCUUCGCACAGACUCUCCCCUUUCCCAGCUCGGAGGCCCCUGCCAGAACCUUGGCUCCUCCUCAGACUUCUGUGCCUGCUGCGAGACUCACUGGAUCCAGGGUCUUGGUCGUGAAAGGUCCGCCAUGUGGGCGCCCGGGCUGCGCACGCUGCAGCUGCUGCUCCUGCUGGGCGCAUCGUGGGCGCGGGCAGGUGCCCCGCGCUGCACCUACACCUUCGUACUACCCCAGCAGAAGUUCACGGGUGCCGUGUGCUGGAGCGGGCCAGCAUCCGCGGGCCCGAUGCGGGAGGCGGUGAACGCCAGCGAGGUGGCGGCGCUGCGCGUGCGCGUGGGCCGUCACGAGGAGCUGCUGCGCGAACUUCACCGGCUGGCGGCGGCCGACAGCGCCGUGGCCGGCGAUGUGCGCGCAUUGCGCAAGGACAGCCGCGGCCUGAGCGCGCGCCUGGGCCAGCUGCGCGCGCAGCUGCAGCACGAGGCGGACCCAGAAGCUGGGCCCGGCGCGGGAGCGGAGCCCGCCGCCGCACUGGCGUUACUUGGGGAGCGUGUGCUCAACGCGUCUGCCGAGGCGCAGCGCGCCGCCGCCCGCUUCCACCAGCUGGACGUCAAGUUCCGUGAACUGGCGCAGCUGGUCAGCCAACAGAGUAGCCUUAUCGCCCGCCUGGAGCGCCUGUGUCCAGGAACCUCGGGCGGGCAGCAGCAGGUCCUGCCACCGCCCCUGGUACCUGUGGUUCCAGUCAGUCUGGUGGGUGGCACGAAUGAUACCAGCAGGAGGCUAGACCCAGCCCCAGAGCCCCAGAGCCAGCAGGAGCCCUUGGCUUCUUCCAUGCCCACAGGGUACCCUGCUGUUCCCACCAAGCCAGCGGGCCCAUGGCAGGAUUGUGCAGAGGCCCAUUGGGCAGGCCAUAGGCAGAGUGGAGUGUAUGAGCUGCAACUGGGCCGGCAUGUGGUGUUGGCAUGGUGUGAGCAACAGCUGGAAGGUGGAGGCUGGACUGUGAUCCAGAGGCGGCAAGAUGGCUCUGUCAACUUCUUUACUACCUGGCAGAACUACAAGGUGGGUUUUGGGCAGCCUGAUGGGGAAUAUUGGCUGGGCCUUGAACCUGUGCAUCAGCUGACCAGCCGUGGAGACCAUGAGCUGCUGGUGCUCCUGGAAGAUUGGAGGGGCCGUGGUGCACGUGCCCACUACGAUGGUUUUUCCCUGGAGCCUGAGAGCGACCACUACCGCCUACGGCUUGGCCAGUACCAUGGAGAUGCUGGAGACUCUCUUUCCUGGCACAAUGACAAGCCUUUCAGCACUGUAGAUAGGGACCGAGACUCCUAUUCUGGUAACUGCGCCCUGUACCAGCGGGGAGGCUGGUGGUACCAUGCCUGUGCCCACUCCAACCUCAAUGGUGUGUGGCACCGUGGUGGCCACUAUCGCAGCCGCUACCAGGAUGGUGUCUAUUGGGCUGAGUUUCGCGGCGGAGCUUACUCUCUCAAGAAGGCUGCCAUGCUGAUCCGGCCCCUGAGGCUGUGAUCAUCUGUCUGUCUGUCCCCCAGGUCCCAGGGGAUG